CGUUACAUAGUGCUAAUAGACAAGUACGCUGGCAUUGGAGUCUCAUUACAGAUUCAAUGCACCUGUAAAACUUUCAUAAAUCUAUGCCAUUAAAAACAAAGCAUUUUCCCACUUGAUUAAUUUUUUAAAAUGCUAAAAAGCUGCGGGAAAAAAUUUGCAGCGUCCAUAGUGGGGGCAACAUUCACCUGUUUUUUUGUGCUGCUGGUGUCCGCGAAGUACCGAGGGCUGCACGUGGAGGAGAUGCCGAACGGGGGAGACGCGGGGAUGCGCUCGCUGCAGAGCCUGAGCACUUUAGCGGAGGGUCAUGACACUGCAGCAGACCAAGGUGCCUCCUGGACCCAGCCUCAAGACAGCUUAAAGUCGGGACAGGCGAAAGGAUUCUCCGCCUAUUUCACUAAGUUGACCAGGGGCAGGAGAGAAGUGAACAGUCCCAACUCACAAGCCAGAUCGACCGAGGCACCUCCCGCGGAAGACAUCAAUGCCAAUGAUAUCUUCAUCGCAGUGAAGACCACGAAAAAGUUUCAUCAGUCCAGAUUAGAUCUGCUUCUUGAUACUUGGAUCUCAAGGAACAUGCAGCAGACCUACAUCUUUACAGACGGAGAGGAUGAGGAGUUAAAGAAGAAAAUUGGGAGUCACGCUAUCAACACCAACUGCUCUGCUGCUCACAGUCGCCAGGCACUUUCCUGCAAGAUGGCAGUCGAGUAUGACAAGUUCAUCGAGUCUGGAAAAAAGUGGUUUUGCCACGUUGAUGAUGAUAACUACGUCCACAUGCGGGGCCUCCUGAAGCUGUUGUCCCAGUUCCUCCACACGCAGGAUGUCUACAUCGGCAAGCCCAGCUUGGACCGUCCCAUCGAGGCCACAGAGAGGCUCGGGGACAAUAAGAUGAGACCUGUCAAUUUCUGGUUUGCAACUGGCGGUGCAGGCUUCUGUGUGAGCCGAGGUCUAGCCUUGAAGAUGACUCCUUGGGCAAGCGGAGGUCACUUCAUGAACACGGCCGAGAAGAUCCGCCUGCCAGAUGAUUGCACCAUCGGGUACAUCAUCGAGUCCGUCCUUGGGGUCAAACUGAUCCGCAGCAACUUGUUCCACUCCCACCUGGAGAACCUGCAGCAGGUUCCUAUGAGCGAGCUACAGAAGCAGGUUACACUGAGUUACGGAAUGUUUGAAAACAAGAGGAAUAUCAUCAACAUGAAGGGGGCUUUUUCAGUGGAGGAGGACCCUUCCAGGUUCAAAUCUGUGCACUGCUUGCUGUACCCAGACACCCCCUGGUGCCCCUCCCUGGUUGCCUAUUAACAGCGACCGCACUCUCCUCUUGGUACCCUCGUCCCAUGUCGCCUUGGUAUCUGAAAGGUUUCGUGGGACCCGUGUCAUAUUUGGCCAGAGAGCUGCCGCAUUUUUGCUGUGGCGGCAGGUGGGCCUCCUUAGUUUUUACCGGGCUGCUGUGCGGCCCUGUGGUUUGGUGGGGGGGGGUUUGACUCCUCGGCUUGAGGAGCCCCGGCUCCCUCACCCAGUGGGAGGAUGAAGAGGCUCCCAGGCGUGUGGCAGAUCCACCGCCGUGUUAUGCUGAAAAUGUCAUCCUCUAUCCACUAUUCUCAUAGAAUGUAUCUUCAAGUUCGCAGUGCCUUCCUGCUAGAUGCUAUUCGCAUUUAUAAACUUUCACCAGUUUUUUUGUAUAAUUUCUAUUCCUAGGGUUUGCUUCACAUCACAGACACUAGAGAGAGAGAGAGUUUAAUUGGAUUCAUUUUUGCGUAUUUCAAAAGACUCCGGAGAAAGUUAGCAAUAUGAAGUCUUUUUUGCAACAUUUCAGUAUUACUUCAAUUGUAGGUGGCUAUGGGCGAAUGGGCAAAGCUGGAUACCUGCUCAGAUGUUUUAUUCUGAGUUAUGUAGAGGUAAAGCACUUUUUUCAUCAGUAAAAUUACAGGAUUGGGGCUAAUACCCAUUCAUACCCAUUUGAAGAGAAGGAAUAUGUCCCAAAAAUGAACACUUUCCCUAGAAUAUCUUUCAUUUUUAUUACAUUUAAUAAAAUGUUUUGAAGUUUUAAAGAACCCAAAAGUUUAAAAUAAUAUAUUAGUCAAAUGUAAAUCAUCUUGUGUCACAUAAACAGUUUAAAAUGUCCAUACACAUCCUUCAUUAGCUAAGCUGCUUGUUCCUAUAAAAGCCUCUUUAAACUGAUCAAGAUGGUUUCCCAUGUAAAGUCGGUAUAAAUUAUUUUGCAGACGUGAAGGGCAGUCAGCGGCUCCCCCAAAGUGAGCCACUUUAGGAGGAGCUCUGUGUUAAACCACAAACGUGACUUCAGACAGUAUUUGCGUACUCCUUCCCCACGUCGUCCGCAGUCGGGGAGGUGUAAUGCGCCGUCUUUGGCCACUGUACUGGUGCAGAGCUUUGCAAGAACAGGCCGCCUGCAUGAGCACAUUUCUGUGAGAAUGAAUGACCCACAGUGGGUACGUUUGUAAAUUAUGUAAUUCACGCAGUAUUUCUUUACUGCAACUUUGGUUUCUUGUCUAAAUGACUGUAAAUGUUUGAUUUAUUUUUGUUUCCUGUGGAUCGGAAAUGCUUAUAAUGUAAUUGUUUGACUGCAUAAUUCUGGUUGUGUAUUUCUGUAAUUUAUAGUCCAGCAUCUGGAUUAUUUAAUACUUAUAGAAAUAAUCCCUCUAUCUAUAUAUUUUACAUACAUACAUAUGUAGAUAGAUGGAUAAACGGAAUGUUUCUCAGGGAUCACAAACCUGAUAUUGUUACCAAGACAAAUUCCACUGGUAACCAUUCUUUGCUUUUAAUAAAGCAGUAUAUCGCCCGACCUGA
This is a messenger RNA of Brienomyrus brachyistius, 2796 nucleotides long. Its product is annotated as beta-1,3-N-acetylglucosaminyltransferase lunatic fringe-like. The record is from RefSeq and is a predicted model, not a curated record. NCBI's taxonomy places the organism in Eukaryota, Metazoa, Chordata, Actinopteri, Osteoglossiformes, Mormyridae. The transcript is spliced from 8 exons. The coding region runs from base 130 to 1290 and encodes 386 amino acids. Gene Ontology annotation, biological process: pattern specification process; regulation of Notch signaling pathway. Gene Ontology annotation, molecular function: O-fucosylpeptide 3-beta-N-acetylglucosaminyltransferase activity. Gene Ontology annotation, cellular component: Golgi membrane.